Molecule: messenger RNA, 5547 nt
Organism: Acanthopagrus latus (yellowfin seabream)
Lineage: Eukaryota; Metazoa; Chordata; Actinopteri; Spariformes; Sparidae
Product: meiosis inhibitor protein 1
Exons: 32
Coding region: 93-4280 (1395 amino acids)
Biological process (GO): meiosis I
Source: RefSeq, a predicted model, not a curated record
UUUUCAAAAAAGAAUGCGUACCAAAUUGCGCACUCCACCCUCUGGCUAACAGACGACUGUAAUCACUUUCAUCUGCUUCAAUUUUCUGAUGUAUGUUUAGUCGAUUGAAAGAGCGUUUUGAGGUGAUAGCGUUGUCAACGCGAAGUUUCUACAGUGAAGAGAUCAUAAUGACAAGCGGAGAUAUCGUUUAUGACAACAUUCAUUUUAGACAUGACCCCAAAUGGAGCGGCCGGCUGGGGCCUGCGGAGGGGGGCGGCCUGCUGCUCUGUGUGGCCUGCGCCAUUGAAAUGAUUGAGAGUGACGAUAUUGCGUCAGUGAGGAAGUCUUUUGCCUUGUCUGGUAUCAGUGGGGUGCUGAAGUGUUCUCCAGGGGCCCUGAGAGAAUUGCUCCGGCAGGACCACAGAGUCUCUCUGCGUUUUACAGCAGCUCUACUAGGGAUGCUUCACACUGUGGAGGACCCGGACACUCUGGAAAAGGUUGGCCAAGUGCUGGUUCAGCUGCUUCUGGAGCUCCAGAGUGAGCUGUCACUUCACUUUGUUUUGGAUGAGAUACACAAACAGCUCAGUGAACAUCUUAGUGUGAAGGGUUUGCUGCCCAUCUUCAACUUCUUGGGGAGCCUAGUGGAAGCAGUCCCCGAUGUGGCCCAUAGUCUGGUGACUCAGUAUGCGCCCAUGCUGGAGCACUUGUUCUCGGCCUUGCGUUACCCAGAUGAAGCACUGAAGGCUGCGGUGCUGUACGUAUGGCUGAAACUGCUCGGGACAGCUGGGGGCUUGGCAACCCACUCCUUGCCCACUGCCAUCAGAGACAGAGUGUGUGUCCUGCUGCUGCAGAGCUUGGCCAAUGCCAGCUCCCCGCAACUCAUCAGCAACUGUGUUGGCUUGCUGUGGCUGCUGGUACAGCAAGGAGAAGCUGUGUCAGUUCUGAUGAACAGCCCCAGCAAUCAGAUCAUGUGCAGUGAGAACCAGAACAGCCACACCAACAACAGCCAAAACCAAGAGCAACAGUCCUCUGACCAUUGCCCUCUGCCUCUCAUACUGAAAAAGUGUGUUUUCCAGUUGUUGCUGAGUGGUGAUGAGACGUUGCAGACGGCCAGUGCAAAGUGUAUUGCAGGCAUUCUGGUUCAUUCUCCCAGUCAGUGCAGCGCUCCCUUCAUUAAGGCUGACGUACCUGAGUUUCUGUUUGACCGUCUGGCCAGUAGUAGCAAUGAGGUGCUCCUGUGGUCUGCCUACAGCUGUUUAAUGUUACUGACAGAAGACCCACUCUUCUUCUCCCAGUGUCAUUCCGUCUAUGGUAUUGAGUCCCUGGUGCGCAGUCUGAAGGAGGCUCUGCAGCUGACCAACCUGGAAGUACCAAAGCAAGGUCUGUUGCUUCUCACUGAGAUACUGGAGAGGCAGCCCCCUAGCGUGCGUCUGUUCCCCAGUGCUCCAGGGUUUGUGGCAGUUUCAGAGGCUGUAAUAGCUGGAGUAUCCUGCUCCUGCCUGCUGGUAGCUACACAGGCUGCCCAAGCUGCCACCGCCCUGUUUAGACUGAACCACCAGUCCAGACCAGUCCAGUACAGGGAGACUGAGGGAUUGAUAGAGGCCAUCACUAACAGAUUCUCUGAGCUGCCUUUACCCCCUCCUGCUCAUUGUCGAAGCUCUGGGAGUCUGAAGAGGUCUGAUCGCAGCAGGCAAGCUUCUAAGUCUGAGGGAUAUUUGCUCCAGGCCCUCAUCUGUUUUCAGGCCGCCUGCAGGUUUGCUGAGGAGUGUGCAUCAGAGCCUCUUCUGAAAGAGAACACAUUCACAGCUCCAUCCAAACACAGUCAUGCUCAUGACUCACUGGAGUCUCUGUGUCAAUGUCUUCUGCGCUGCUGUGACUCCAUCUGGAUACCCACUGUCAUUAGGAUGUGUGAGCAUGCACCCAAUGCUCAGAUACUACAAUACUUCUACUCAAUUCUUUCUGCCCAGUUCACCCUCCUUCCAUCUCUGAUGCCUGUCUUUGCAAAUAAACUAGCAUCCUCUGGUUUCUACAGGCUGGCUCUGGAGCACAAAGGGCUCCUCUGUGCAGGUAACAGGAACCCAAAUCUGAAUGCAUCUGCCUGUGGUUUUCUGCAGAAACUCAGUUUGUGUCUGCUCUCCCAGUCAGACCCUGCUUUCGGCACCUAUCAGCAUGAUGUGAAGGAGAUUGAGGACCUUCUCCUAUACAACCUACCCUCGCUGUGUUAUCGUCUGUCAGACUGGCCUUCUCUGCUGUGCGAGGCCCCGGGGCUCCAGCUGUGUGAAUAUAAAGGACCAAGGGCCACUCAGUACUGUCUAGUGAUCAUUCUACACCUUGCCUUGCAGCAAGGAGACAGGCUCCUCCCAGACCAGGCAGUGUUCUCCAGUGUGGUAUGGCUGUUACAUUCAGUGCAGGAGCAGGGCAGCUGUGCCCUGCCUCACUCUGUGCUCCGCUCUGCCCUCUACCUGCUGGCAGUGACUCAGGACAAGAGCCCCGACCUAGACGGGGGUCCUUUUAAUUGUAUCAGCAAGGCACUCUCCUCUUGCCAAAGCUUCUCUUCCCUCUACUUUCAUCACCCUGCACUCCUCCACUUUAUCUGUCGCUAUCCGGAGCUUGCAGAGAAAUUUGGUGCCCUGGUCUUGGAACUUUGGUUGGCCAAGCCAGCACAACACACAGAUGCAGAGCAGACUGUGGUACAGGAAGACAUACAGGAAAAGGGAGACAAGAGAGAAAGCUGUGCAGAUGAGAGGCAGGAUCAGGAGCCGGACACAGAAACUAUGGAGCUAUUGACUCUGAUGGAGAAAUAUCCAGCUGUCAUACUGACCCUCCUGGACAUGGUUUGCACUAGAGAGGCUCCCCUGGCAGAGCGAGCACUGGAGGUGCUGGAAGUUUUCUUGUGUAGUCAAAGAGACUAUGAGGCUGAUUUGUGUACCAAUCUUAGGCCAGCCCUGCUUCAGGCAUUACAGGGUUUCAGUGUGGAGAACAUGGGCCACGGAUUUGGACAGGAGCACACUGCACAGGUGGUGAACUCGCUCCCUCUGGUGCUGAGGCUGCUUUGUCUGACGCAGGCCAGUGACCCCUCUUCAUCUUCCCACAACAGUAAAAUGGAUGGAGUCCACUUCAAGCUACUCUACCAUGUGAGUAAUAUAGCAGGGAGGUUGAAGCCUACCAACACAGGGAGCCUGCUCCCUGCCCUCAGCUACCUGUCAUGCUGCCUGAGUCUGUCUCCUGCACACUGCACUGACAGAGCUGUCUCCAUGCUGCUCUCCAACAGUGGACUGAUGGACCAGCUGCAGACAGUCCUCUCCUCCUCCUCCUCCUCCUCCUCCCUCGCUCCAUCCCUCUCUCCAUCAGCCUGUCUUCCUCCAGCCCUGCUGUGCUGCAGCCAUCUACUCCUGUCCUCUCUCAUUACCUUGCAGCGCGUUCACUCUGCUCAGGUACAUAAGAGUAUCAGUUGGAGUCUGGACAGAGCUGUGCAGCAACUCCUUGUUCAGAAGAGAAACACAGAUAGUCUCUUGCUAGUUAGCUCUCUGAGGUUGUUGCAAGCUAUACUCGAUGUUGACCUUACAUCAGCCGUGGUGUGUGUGAGCAGUGGUCCUGGCUUGGUUGGACCUAGACCCCUGGGAGUCGAAGAUGGCGCUUUGUAUCCUCUCGGUUUCAGAGGGGCCCAGUGCCUCUCAACUGCUCUUGCUGGACUUCUUUUGCAGAAGCAUGAGCUGUUGCUGAGAGCCUCAGUCAACUGUCUGAGCUCCCUGCUGGGCUUCCUUCAGAGGAAGAGUCCCACCACAGCAAAGUACAUGGUGUGUCAGCGAUGGAGUCGAUUCCUCCUCCACUGCCUGCUCAGCUCAGGCGAGAGCUUCCUCCUGCACCCUGUCAUUCUUAGAGUCAUCACACUUCUCCUGCAGCAUGGCAGUAGAGCUGUGGUGUGGGAGCCUGACCUUCUCCAGGUGAUGGAGGCUGUGGAGAGGAAAGGGCUGAAGGAGCUCAGCAAGGAAGCAGCACAGGCCCUCAGGCUGCUUCUUACAGAGAUCCAGUGCACCGUCCUGCAGUCCCCACCCACAGAGGAUCACAUGCAGAGAGUGAGAAGUAUGAUAGAGUCCCUUGGCCCACAGGCAUCAGCUGAGAGCUGCAGUCCCAGUCUGCCUUGCAACGCCCUGUAUCCCUCACCUGAAGUGAAACACACUCUAAACUGCACAAAACACACAUGGACUAACAUACUUAUGCAGGCGCAUGCACUCUCACCUGUAAGGCAGCUACAGCUCACACCCCGCAGAAACCUUAAUCAUGCCUCUGUAAGUAUCUGACAAGUGUUAUAAAAGCUACAACAUAUGAAUGCACUCCUGAAAUGUCAGCAGAGAAUCUUCAUUGAUUUUUUUUCUGGUGAUUUAUUGAAUGCCUGUGUUGUGCUUUCUCACUUAAUCUCCUCGAAAGCGUGUUGUAUAACAUGGCGUUGUUACUGUAUUUCAGUCAGCGUUGGUACUUAAGGGCCGAGUACAUCUGUUGUGCUGAUUGACUCCCUCUCUCACACACAUACGCACACACACUUAUUCCUUUCACCCACCCACACACUCUCAUAUACUCAGUCUAUGUCUAUUCAGUUUGAUAUCAGCUCUGUUGGCUAUUGUUAUAAUAUAAAAACAGUCAUGUCCCACUAAUAGUAAAUAAAUAUGCCCAACAACUGUGUUUAAAGCAGUAAAAUGAUACAAAAAAUACUAGUUGGAACUAUUUUAUGCACAGUAAAAUCAAUGUAAUUGAAACCUAAUUAUAGUUUCCCUUUUGGAUCAUUCCCUUCCAAACAUUAGCUAUAUCACAUGUACACACCUACUCUGUCAUUUUGCUUCAUCAUUCCUUAACUACCACCUUCAGCCAUGUUGGAGAUGUGUCCAUUUGUCUGUCUGACUUUACAGUGAAAGCAGGCUGAUGUUUCAGCAAACUGAUUAUACUAUGCCGAUGUUGUUAUGCCAUCAAUUUGGCUACUUAUUUCUUGUUCAGUCAUUGUUACAUUUCAUUAAUUCCUAUAAUUGUGUUUACGUUCUGAUCUGAAGGAAGCAUCAGAGUGUCUGUGCUUCUUUCUAGGGCACAUAAUAGACAACACAGUCAGACACCGAUGCUCACUCGCAGUUUUUAUGUUUACAUGUUGAGUUUUGAAACUGUGGCGUGAUAGAAAUUGUCGAGCUGAAACUACCAUUCGUGUCAUUUAUUAUUUCUCUGUGGAUUCUGUAACAAGUCUUUAAUUCAAGCAAAGGAAGACUACUGUUAAAUUAAAAUGCUGCGAGUUCCAGGGGUUGUGAACAAAAGCUUGAAGGACACGUUUGCCGAUAUAAAAGCAGAAAUCACUAUGUGAGAAUGGGUUUGACAGUGGCUGUGAGGUGGUCAGGGGAAGCAGCUGUUGCUUAUGUGCUUGGGCAGUGUUAGUAAUGGUGGCAAAAGUAUGCAGAAAAUCUGUGGUCAUUUUUUUUCUCAAGAGGAUCCUUAACUGUAAUGUACACUGAUGAAAUUAUUCAAAUAUUCCAGGAAGCUAACAAAUGAUAAAUAAAUGCAUUUCAGGUGUUGUUUCAGUCAGAUAGAACA